AGUGCGUAUUUAAACCGGGCCAUGGCAGUCCGCUGAGCCCCCGCGAACCAUGCCGAAGCCCGGGCUGCCGUCCGCGCUGCUGCUGCUCGGCGUCUCCCUGGUCGCGCUGGGUCUCCUGCCCGCCUCCUCCGCAGACCCGAGCUCGGGGGAUCGCGGGACUCGGGGACCGGUGGCGCUGGCUCACUCCGCCGCCGCCGCCGCUGAGGAGCCAGCUGUUCCCGGGGUCGGAGCGGAGGACGGGUCCGGGGAGCAGCAUCAGCACCACGGGCACGGCGGAGGGUACAAGGUGGUCCAAUGGGAGUGGAGCUACGUGCAGACUCCGUACAUCAUCGCCAUCUGGCUCCUGGUGGCGAGCGUGGCCAAGAUCCUUUUCCACUUCUCCCAGCGCUUCACCACCGUGGUCCCGGAGAGCUGCAUGCUGAUCCUGCUGGGUCUGGUGUUGGGCGGGAUCGUGCUCAUCGCCAAUAAGAAGCAGCUGUACCAGUUAGAACCCGCCCUCUUCUUCCUCUUCCUGCUGCCGACCAUAGUGGGGGAUGCCGGGUACUUCAUGCCCGCCAGACUCUUCUUCGAUAAUCUGGGCGCCAUUUUGACGUACGCCGUGGUCGGGACUCUGUGGAACGCCUUCUGCACCGGAUUCUCUCUGUACGCCGCCAAAGUGCUCAAUGUCAUAGAUGAGAAGGUCCAGGCCGAUCUGAUGGACUUCCUGUUGUUCGGCGCUCUGAUCUCGGCCGUGGACCCCGUGGCCGUGCUGGCGGUUUUCGAGGAAGUGCACGUGAACGACACCCUCUUCAUCAUCGUCUUCGGAGAGUCUCUGGUCAACGACGCCGUCACCGUGGUUUUGUACAAAGUCUACAUCUCGUUCGUGGAGGUGGGACCGAAGAACGUUCAGACCGCGGAUUACUUCAAAGGCGUUGCGUCGUUCCUGAUCGUGAGUAUCGGUGGGACUCUCGUGGGUCUGUUUUUUGCCGUGAUCCUCGGCUUCAUCACCAGAUUCACUAAAAAGGUUCGGAUCAUCGAGCCGCUCUUCGUCUUCCUCCUCGUGUAUCUGGCCUAUCUGACGGCCGAGCUCUUCUCCCUCUCCGCCAUUUUAUCGAUGACGUUCUGUGGCAUCGGCGCCAACAAAUACGUGGAGGCGAACAUCUCUCAGAAGUCUCGCACCACGGUGAAGUACACGAUGAAGACUCUGGCCAGUAUCGCCGAGACCAUCAUCUUCAUCUUUCUGGGGAUCUCCGCCGUGGACAAGUCCAAGUGGGCCUGGGACACGGGGCUGGUCUCCUGCACGCUCAUCUUCAUCUUCAUCUUCAGGGCCGUCGGAGUGGUGGGACAGACGUGGGUGUUGAACCGGUUUCGUCUGGUUCCUCUGGAUAAGAUCGACCAGGUGGUGAUGUCGUACGGCGGCCUGAGGGGGGCGGUGGCGUUCGCUCUGGUCGUGCUGUUGGACGGAGAACAAGUCAAGGCCAAGGAUUAUUUCGUGGCCACAACAAUCGUCGUGGUUUUCUUCACCGUCAUGUUUCAGGGUCUGACAAUCAAACCUUUGGUGAAGUGGCUCAAAGUUCCGCGAUCCACAAGCCGAAAACCAACCAUCAACGAAGAGAUCCACGAGAGAGCGUUUGACCACAUCCUGACCGCCGUGGAGGACAUCGCUGGACUACAGGGAUAUCACCACUGGAGAGACAAGUGGGAGCAGUUUGAUAAGAACUACCUGAGUAAACUUCUGCUGAGGAAGUCUGUGUACAGGAAGAGCGAGCUGUGGGAGGCCUACCAGAAAAUCAACAUCCGAGACGCCAUCAGUGUCAUAGACCAGGGUGGUAAUGUUUUGACGUCAGCUCGUCUCUCUCUCCCCUCGAUGGCCUCCAGAGCCUCAUUCCCAGAGUUCACCAACGUCACCAACUACCUACGAGAGAACGGCAGCGGUGUGUGUCUGGACCUGCAGGUGAUCGAUAACGUCCCCGGAGCCAAAGUGGAGGAGGACACAGAAACUCACCACGUUCUAGCCGGAAACCUGUACAAACCACGCAGACGGUACCAGUCCCACUACAGCCGUCACUUCAUGCCUCUGGGGGAGAAGGAGCGUCAGGAUCGAGAGGUUUUCCAGAGAAACAUGAAAUAUCGAAUGGAGAGCUCCAAGUCCACAAGACACAAGAGACACAAGAAGGAACGCAGCAUAAAGAAGCGACGUGGAUCCGAUGCGAAGGAGGAGAGCUCAGAGAAACCCAGACGCAACGUCAGCUGGCACGACAAAGAGCCGGUGCUGGUGCCUGUGGACUCUGAAGACGAUAAAGGAGAACCCUCGGAGAAAGAGGAGGACGAGGGAAUCACGUUUGUGGCACGAAAAGUCGAGACCCCGAAACCAAGACCCAAAUCAGUCCCUGCAGCUACAGAGGUGUCCAGCAGUCCCCUGGCGAGCCCACCCCCGCCCCCGAGCGUGGACACCCCUCUUCCCUGGAAAGGCGGCAUAGGGUCCCCUCCGCCCUGCGUCUCCGUGGAGGCCACCAAGAUCAUCCCUGUGGACCUCCAACAAGCCUGGAACCAGAGCAUCUCCUCCCUCGAGAGCAUCUCCUCCCCGCCGGCGCCCCCUGCUGCUGCCGCCGACGCCGUGCACCCCAGGAUCAGCGCCCUCUCCCGGAUCGGAGCCUCCCGCCCUGCCUCCUACACCCCCUCCAGUAGCUCCAGCUUUUUCAGUACCUCGAAUACGCAGUUAGUGCAAGGUUCGUUUUUGUUUCCAGAGAAGAGCCCCAAAGAAGAAGAGGAAGACGAGAGCUCGCACGAGUUACAGCCUUUAAUGUCGACGUUAAAACCGCCUACAGCUACGUCGUCGUCGUCAGCAAUGGCUCCACCUCCUCCUCCGCCAGGAUCUGCCCCGGGGCAAGGACGCAGGAAGCACCCCCGAGUGUUCCUCCGCAGCCUCGUGUCGGCGCCCCCUCCUGGCAGCACAGAGCCACGCAGCAGAGGACCAACCCAACUGUAGAGGUUUAGGAUACGAUACAGAUAAGAUACAAGAUUAAAGGCGCUGUACCUGAUUUUUACUGUCUUAAAAACGUAAAAAACAGAAAUAAGCAGUGUUUUAAGCAGUUUGCAGUGGUUCAAAGUUAUUCCUCACAUUCCGUAUUUUUCGGACUAUGAGGCGCAAUAUCAGUAAUGUUGAAUUCUCUCGUUUAUUUUCAUACGUAAGGCACACCGGAUUAUAAGAAGCAUUGGUAACACUUUAUAAUAACUA
Molecule: messenger RNA, 3217 nt
Organism: Boleophthalmus pectinirostris (great blue-spotted mudskipper)
Lineage: Eukaryota; Metazoa; Chordata; Actinopteri; Gobiiformes; Gobiidae
Gene: slc9a5
Product: solute carrier family 9 member A5
Biological process (GO): sodium ion transport; regulation of pH; proton transmembrane transport
Cellular component (GO): membrane
Molecular function (GO): sodium:proton antiporter activity
Source: RefSeq, a predicted model, not a curated record